This is a messenger RNA of Symbiodinium sp. CCMP2592, 9051 nucleotides long. The record is from the annotation of a GenBank genome assembly. Lineage: Eukaryota; Dinophyceae; Suessiales; Symbiodiniaceae.
AUGGCCGCAUCCUACGCCCCCCGUUUCCAGCCGGGCCUGCACGCUCCCCACCUCUGCGGGCCGUACCGGCCGGUGGACGUGCCGAAGACCCAGCAGGCCGCGCAGGCUCCGACACAUGUGCAGCUGUACUGUGACCUGGACGGUGUGCUGGCCGACUUCAACAAGGGCUGUCUUGCCCUUUUCCCAGAAGGUGGGGCAAUUGCGGCGAAGAUACCGACGCACACGGUCACGAAGCUCACUUGGGAGGAGGAGAGCGAGAUGUGGCGGCGCAUUGAGGAAAAGACGGACUUCUUCCUGUCGCUUGAUUGGACGUCAGAUGGCGAAGAGCUCUGGAGAUGGAUUGAUUGGAAUAUCGUGUCCAGUCCAGCAGUUCUCACUGGCCUCCCGAUGGGCCGAGCAGGACAGAUGGCAGCGAAGCAGAAGGAGCAGUGGUGCCACGAGAAGCUGGGCUCUGAGGUGGCGGUCUACUGUUGUGGAACACGGAACAAGCAGAAGUUCAGCGGCCAGGGCUGCGUGUUGAUCGACGAUCGUGGGGACUUGCGCGAAGCCUGGGAAGCUCGAGGGGGCAUCUUUGUUCAUCACACUUCAACGGCAGAGACCAUCCGCCAGCUGCGGGAGAUCCUCAAGUCCUCGCAGAUUGGAAGAGGAAGCCAGAACACAACGAGCACCCAGGAGGCGCCGCUACAGAUGACCAGCAUCUGCUGGGCUGCCCAGACGCCGGCAGGUUGCUUCAAACCUAAGUGCCGCUACUUACACGUGCCUGUCUCGCGCCGACACCGCUGCUGGAUUCAGCUCUGGGGAUUUGUCUGGUGGCACCAGAGGAUGUUCGACGACCUUCCCAGCUUUGUGGACUGCAUUCGCUCUGUCUACUCUCCAAAGCACCAGGCUGCUUUCCAGGCAGACAAGGACAUGGACGAGCAAUCGCACGGUGCCUUCCGGUCGAUGCUCGAAACCCUGCGGGAGAGUUGUGAACUCGGGCUGCCUCUCGACUUUUUGCGUGCGAUGGACCAUCCCUCUCCACCGUCGCCGCUGCCUCCAUUGCCGCGCCAAGUGCGAGAUGUUUCGGCGCAGGUCUCGGCACUGGUUCAGACCUUGGACGUGUUGGGUCCCGACCCGAAGGUUGUUGUAGCGGGCAGCAUGGGUUUGGGUGCAGACGUCGGAGGGUCUGACCUCGACCUGGUGCUCUGCUGUGACAUAGAGGUGAAUCCCAAGACAGCCCUGGCCUCCGUGACGGAGGCUUUGCUGAAGGCCGGGGAGGCCGUCGAUGUGAUAUUGCUGGAGCAGGUCGCUGUUCCGCUGGUCUCCUUCCGAAUGGCAGGCCUUGCUGUGGACGUGACAUUGAACCAGAUGUCUUCUAUCCGCGACAUUCUGCUGUUUCGCUAUGCUCUGCGAACUGCUGGGCCCGAGCUUUCCUCCAUGCUGCGCCUCGUGAAGAUGUGGCUGAAAGCGCGGCGCAUUCCCGGCACAAAGCAAGGCAAUAUGUUCGAUCUGCCAGUAAAGCUGGAUCUGCGACUCUACAUCCACUUCCUGCUUCGGUUGUUUCUUUUUCACUCUCCUGGAAAGCUGCGGGCUGGAAGACGGUGUCCUCGCACGCGUGAGGAGUACCUCCACGAGGUGCGUGCGGGCUCGCAUAUGUGCGAGUACGAAAACUUCUCCGUUUGUGGCCUUUGCUGCCUCGUUUUGCUCUUCUUGAUGAUUAUUGGCAGCGGGCUUUUCAUGAAAAUUCGAAGGGACCUGCUUUUGAGGGUCCUGGUGCUUCCGAGAUGGGGCGUUGACUGCUUGGGUUCGCAGUUCCGCUCCCUCCAUAGCACCGUGAAGGCGAUUUGCGGCGGCAUCCCGUUGUGGAUUGGGCUGCUGCUGUUCUGGGCUUGGAUUCUUUGGCUGUGCAUCUUUGGGGGCCAGGGCAUGGCUGCCCGAGACCCGCUGGGAGGAGAGCUCUUUUGCGAUUUCAUCUUCGAGGCUAUGUGGCUUUCGCUGCGCGAGUGGUUUCCCGGCGUGGUUUUCGAGUUCGAGGUCUGUGCAGACCGGCUCGUGGUCGAGGCGGUGUCCCACGGUGGUGGUGGAGCUCAGGGCACUUCUCAGCGGGCCGGUGGUGGUGUGGCUGGGGCAGGCGAUUUGAAGUCCCGUGCCCUUGGCGGUGGUGUUCCUUCUAGUGACGCCUAUGUCGUUGCUGACGAUUUUGCCCCUUGGGGGCCUCACGCUGAUGCUGGCGAAGAUGCGAGUGUCUGCGAUUGCAUGACAGAUGAGGCUCAGCGCAUUUUGCCUGAGUCGGGCUGUGGCUCUUCGAUGGCUCAUGCUGCCGAUCCCUUUCGGGGUGGUGCCGUGGAUGAUGGUGUGGUAUACCCGGCCGGCUGUGACACGUUCCGCGGCGGUGCUGGUGGGUCCGCAGCCACAAAAAGAAAAAGAACGGAACGGCUCCUCACGGCUUUGCCUCAGAUGUUGUCUGGUUGGGCCGAAGAAGCGGGGGAAGGCGAGGCUGAAGCAGAUGAUGGCUAUGAGCAUUUGUUUCGAGAGCUGGAGAUGAUUGUCACGAAUCGGCCGAAGGACCCGAUCAUGGCAUUACAAAGGCUCCUUCAAUCUUGGCAGGCUCCGGCGACUACGUGGCCUUCGGCUUCACGGUGGGCUUCCAGGAGGCGUCGUACUGAGGACUGGAAUGGCUGGCCUGAUCCUGCUCCUGCUUCUUGGGAGGAGUGGCCGGUUGAUGUGCCGGCGGACUCUGGUCAGUCGUGGCAGCCGGCUGCUGAGGAGGAGGGCUGGAUUGAGGUUUCCCGCAAGAAGGCGAAGGCGAAGAAGAAGAAGGCUAGUGCUGAGCCAGCUCCUCGAGUUGUCUCUCUUUCGAGGACGGGCAAGGAUCGUGGAAAUGGCAGGGUCCGGGGCGAUGGUCAUCGCGGUGACUCGGCCCCCCUGAUGCCAGAUGAGUGGCGGCCCCGAGCUGCCGAUUGGGACCUUGGCACUGUUGUCGUCUCUGAUGUGGCCGAGCUGCUUAAUGACCCUGAGCAGGAGGCGGUUGCAUACGCCAGCACUCCCGAUGAGAUUGAGCGCCUUCGCACCUUUGUUCAAAGUGCCGAUGGCGAUCGUGAUGUGACUUUGGUCGUCCUCAAGGGGCACUGUGAACAGGUGAGGCAGGACUUCACCGAGGUUGAGUGGCACGAGCAGCGGCUCCCGGGUGCUUUGAAAGGCCGGGUUCGUGUCGCCACAGCGUGGAUUGCUCAUUGUGGGGAGAACGCUCCCAAGCUGAAGCGUUUCAACGGUGCUUUUAGGCCGCCGAGCUGUGCGGAGACUACGGUGCUCCGCGUACACGCCCACUGGAUUCACCAUGAGCUCCGGUGGCAGGCCUUGACCGCCAAUCCUGGCGCACACCUUCGUGAAUGGUGCUUUGGACAUGUGGGUCACAUCAAGGACUCUUUUGGCUGGCAGGUUGUCCGAGGUCCAGGCGGGGCCACCGCGACCAUAGAAGGAAAAGUGCGGCUUCCCUCCUCGAAGGCCGCACAGCUGAUGCAGAUGAGUGGAGAGUAUUGCAAGUCCGAGCGUUGGUUUGUGAACUCUCUCUCGCGACAGCAGAGCAUCCCGGAUGUUCCGCCUUUAGCUGUUGACUGGCUUCCCUGGAAUGCUGAUGAAACAUGGAGUCAGUAUGCAUCCAGAGCCCGCCGCUCCCUCACCCCCACCUCUUUCGGCCUCGCGUGGGGGAUGUCACAGUUGGGAACUCGCAGGGCCGCCACGGACGAGGAUCGCUCAAAAGUUUGCACUUUGCAGCGCACCUGGAAGGUCGUUGGAAUUCCCCGUGACUGGGCCUUCGAAGACGUUGAGACAUUUCUUUCUGAUGCUGCUCUUGAGGAGGUGCAGCUCCGUGAGCGCAAACCGUGGAAGAGUCAGACUUGCUGGAUCUUCAGAGCUAAAGCCCAGGACUCCUGUGAGUACUUCAGUGUUGAGCUUGACACAGGCUUGGUUGAGGCCACUCGUCUCGGCCAGGACACCUCUGCUAGUGUCGAGGUCGUUGAGGAUGCCGAGGACGACGAGCCGACCAUGCAGGUCGAUGCUGCCUCUGGGAGUGCCCGGCUUGACGAUGGCAAAAGCUUGCCUAGGUCUGAUGACACGCCGGCGAAGCGUCAGAAGGCUGGCGCCCCCUCUGCUCCUGCCGGCGUGCCUGCCGGCAUGCAGCUUGUCAACAACAAAGGGGAAGGGAACUGCAUGUUCUUAGCUUUGUCAGAUGCUUUGGUUGGGGUCGGCCGCUCAAAGCGCUCGGCCCUGGAGCUCCGCAACAUUGCUUGCACCCAUCUCAGAGCCCAUGCUCGGGAUUUCGAGGGAUACUGGGCCGGAGACAGCCCGUCGCAGACCGGCGAGCCUAUCAAGGACAAAGGUUUUCAAGCCUAUGUGCAGCUUGCUGCCCGUGAUGGGGCUUGGGGCGGCAGCCUCGAGCUUGGCAACCCGCUUGCCCUGUGGUAUGAGAAUCGGCAUUACCAAGCUCUGGUUGGUCAGCUUACGCCCGCUCUGCGUCAAAAGGCUAAACGGCUAAACCUGCCAAGCUUGGAGAUGUGCACUUCCGCGGUGGUGGAUUGCAGCGAGCUGAUCUCGAGGCUGCCUCCUCUUUGGGUGGCCACACUGUUGCUUCGAGGACUUCUACUCUUGGUGGCUGUUCUGUUGGAGCUGCUUCUCGCCGAGCUCCCUCGACUCUUGGGCGGUGCACUGCGCCUCGCUCUGGCGCCGGCUCUGCCGCUGCUGAUGUUCGGCCACACUUCUGGUGCUCAGAGCUCUUCGGCACGGCCUCAGGGAGCCACGACCGACGCUGAUCCACCUCCGACGCUUAGCUCAAGCCAACGAGCGCUGCUUCAGCCGCGCUACCGCCGAAAUGUGCUGGUGACUGGUGAUGGCCCACCGCGGUUUGAGUGCCCUCACUGCGACUACGCCUACACUCACUCUUCGAGGACCGUGGUUUCCUCAGCUCGGAGGACUCACUUGAUCCGCUGGCACGAUGGGGUCGGGGUCCCAGGAGCUGUGCGGGUUGUGGACACUCCUUUCCGGAGGCUUUCCGCGGCCGAGAUCCAAGCCGACAGCUUCGACUGGAAAUGCCCUGUGUGUCGUUUCGGCAUCCCUGCUCAGGCGCGGGACAGCAUUUCCAAACAUGUCUUCGAGAGGGAAGCGACAAAGCACCGUCGUGACCGACAUCCUUCUUACGAUGAUCGCCAGUGGCAGGCUUUGGCUGCUGCACAGGCCAUGCGCAGACGAGGUGCCCGACGGAGCCGUGUGGUUGGCGCCGCCAACAAGCGGGCCGUGAAGCUCGUGUCGAGUGGCGUGGACUUUCAGGGCUUCGACGAGCUUUUGUGGCCGGUUCUCGCUUCGAAGAACCGUCGUACUUGCAAAGUGCUGUGGCGGAAGGCUUGGUGCUGCACUUAUGCUGCGCGCCGCAGGCGCUUCUUCAAGCCGUCGACCUUCUUCUGUGACAUCAUGACGGCGGCUCAUUUUUCGGAGGGCCGUGUGACUCGUGUUGGCACCAUGAAUGUGGGCAAGAGUUUGGCGAGUAAAGUGCUGGCUGUGGUUGCUGUGAUGCAGUCCCAGGGCCUGGACAUUUGUUGUCUUCAGGAGAUUGAUGUCAACGAGCCGUCGUGGCCUCGGGUGGUUGCUGGCUUUAGGGCUCAGGGCUUUGGCAUUUUUGCUGGUGUUGCUGAUGCCAAUUCCAUGCGACGGUGUGCCAUUGUUAGCAAGCUACCUGGCAAGUUGCUGCAGCUUGAGGGCGUUGAGGAGGCAGCGAGGGCGGUGGCCAUGGUCUUCGAGGUCCAGCGCAACGGCUCCUACCGCAAGGUGAUAGUCGGUUGCACCUACGGCCACGCGAGUUGCUUAGAGGCUGCCUCUCGUCAUAGCGGGCAGGUGAUCGAUGCUCUUUGUCGUCGACGGGUUGAUUGGAUGCUGCUUGGUGACUACAACGUUGCCCUGGAGGAGGCCCCUGCCGCUUGGGAACUAGCUGCUCGUGCUGAUGUUCGAAGCCUCGACGAAGCUUGUCUCGAGUAUUGCCCGCUCCCGGCUACUUCUCCGAGUCGGCUCAGGCGUAUCGACUUCGGCCUUGCUUCACGGCAGUUGUCGGCGGAGGCUCUCCAUACUUUCGAGACCAUCGCUGAUCAUCGAGGCACGGCUUAUGAUAUGAGGUUCGCUGGUCCGCGUGGGUUUUCUGGGCCGCCUCGUGUUCCUCUGAAUGCGGCGGAUGUUUCGCCUUCGUGCUGGGAGGAGGUGUGGCGGGCCCGAUCUGCUUCUUUCCAGGCGGCUCUCACCACAGACGUCGAGGAGGCUUGGACCAUUCUUUCCAGUGCUGCUGAACAGGCGAUGGCGGGCUCGGCUCAGCGCUCCACUGGCUGCGCUCGGCACUCUACGUGGCGACCUCACCGAGAACGGGAUGUCCACAAAGCUGCUGCUGGGGCAGAGUCCCUCCUGUUGACGCGGAUGCGUCGCCUGCAACGAAGACUCGCUCACCUGCGCCGCGUCCAGCAUGACGCGCAGCUGCGGCGCAACAUUGAUGCUGACCUGGGGCACCUUGGUCACACCUUCCCUGAGCUCUUGGAGUUCCGGCAUGGUGGCGAGCUCGGCGCUGUGCGGCUGGUGGACUCCCUUGUGGACGCGCUUGAGAAGGAGGCGCUAGAGUCUGCAGUGGCGGCUUGGAUUGACUUCAACUACAAGGCGCAGUGCGCUUGGGUCAAGCGUCGCUCCGGCCUCGAAAAGGAGCUCGAGAUGCCGGCGAGGUGGACCCGCUUCUGCCUCGGGCAAGGGCGUAGCCAUGCUGCUGUGGCGAGUGCGCUUAGCUCUCUUCCGGAGCUGCCGCUUGCGAACCUUGAGUUGUCCUUCACUGGUGCUGAACUGUUCGCCAUCGGCAGGACCAUGUGUGGAAAAGCUGGCGGGCCAGAUGGUUGGACGGCUGAUUUGUGGUGCCAUUUGCCGCUUGCGUUCUGGAACUGCCUGGCGAGCCUUUGGCAGGCGGUGGUACGGCUGAAGGAGUUGCCACGAAUUUGGCGUUGCUCGCGUGUUGCACUCAUCCCGAAGGGCAACGGUGACUGCAGGCCGCUGUCUUUGCUGUGCAUCGCCUACCGUAUCGGUGCCAGAGCGGUGCUGUCGCAGGUUUCUUCUUGGGCGGAGGGAUGGCUUGGGCACCAGAGGAGUGGCGGGGUGCCGCGCACGUCGCUCAAGGAUGUCGUCAGUCAAGUGCUGGUUUCCUGCGUGGAUGGAGGCGUCACUGUCGCUGAGGAUUUGUCAAAAUUUUUCGAUGGCAUCGACCACCAGGAUUUGGACAUGGCGCUGGAGCGGCUUGGCGCGCCGCGCCAGUUCCGCGCGUUGGUGAACCUCUUCUAUGACGAGCACUACAAGCUCUUUUCGGCGGGAGGCUUGCUCGGUGGCUGCUGGCACAGGACGGCGCGGGGACUCUGCCAGGGUUGCCCGCUUAGCCCGCUCCUCGCUUCGACCGUCAUGUUGGCUUGGGCUCUGCGUCUCGAGCAGCUCCCUGGAGUACGAGCGGCUUCCUUUGUUGAUGACCGCUAUAUGCUCUUGAAACCGCAGGCGGAUGCUGGCAUGGCUUGUCGGUCCAGUCGCGACUUCGACAGGGCUAUGGGUUUUUCCUGCGGCAGUGCUAAGUGCAAGGUGGCUGCCCCUUCCUCUUGUGCUUGGGCUGCAGGUGUGGUGCGAGCUUUUGGCUACGAGUCCACUCCCGUCCUCAAGGUGCUGGGCUUGAUGCUUGACUUUAACGCUGGAGGCCGCGCUUUGUUGGCGGCGCCUUUUUCGGUCCCUGGCGGUACCUUUGUGGACGUGGGCUGGCGCUUCUGGCGGCCUCGCCGCAGCGGAGCCAACGAGCUGCGGGCGGAUGUGCUCUGCCGUGUGGGGUCGACGAGUGUCCGGGACAGGGCUUGCCCUCUGGCGCUGGAAAUCAUCGGCUACGACUGCGACCCUGUCUUCUCUCGCAGGUGGGCCGCGCUUCGUGAAGUUACCAGGGUGGCUACCUCCACGGCUGCUUGGCAGGAGACUGCCCCUCUUGAUGUUGCUCUUCGUGCUUGGCCGCUGUACCUUCACUUUGCCAGGGACAUUCUCACGGAGCUUGGGUGGCAGGUCGAGGAGAACGGCCGGGUUAUCACCAGAGUCGAUGCACAAGGCCGCAUCCGGCGUUUCUGCUGUGGCCAGGACCGCCUUGAGGUCUUGCGAGAAUGGGUUAUGGACUGGCACCGUCGUGAAGCUUUUGUUCAGUGCCAGCGGGUCCACAGGGACUACCGUCGCACGGAGCCGGCUCUGGCUCGUGGUGGAUGGCUGCCGCCGAUCGCCAAUGGCACCUUGUGCCAUGGAUGCAGUGGAUGGGACAAGGCCAAACGCAACGGUUUGGAUGCCAUCCCUCAGUGCCGCUGUGGGCUCGCUGAGCCUAGCCGACCUCACCUGCUCUGGAGGUGCCCGGAGUUCACCGCGCUUUCGGCUGCCUACGGACCGCCAACCACGCGCUUGGCUGAGAGACUGCUUGCUGUUGCUGUGCCUGAGACUCCGCCUGCUCCUCCCGUUCUCGAUCCUGGCGAGUUGUUGGAGGACAUCGCUGCUGACAUCCGACUUCGGUGGCCACCGGAUGGGGUGCUGUUGCUCGGCACCGACGGCUCGGCUUUUGACCUGGUCGCUGCUGCCGCUGUCGCUGUUGAGGGAGGGGGGGUCUUCGCUUCUGGACUCCAAGGAGAAGAUCAAUCCCCCUACAAAGCCGAACUCGAGGGUUUGAGACUGUGUCUUCAAGGCCUUUUGCGAGCUGGUGCGGCGAUUGAUGCCUGGAAUGGUUGUGGGUGUCUCUUGUUCUACGUGACACUCUUUCAGUCGUUGCGAGCCCAGUUGCGGUCGCUUGGUCUCGAGGUGGACGCCGUCUGGGUGCCUAGCCAUGGCAAGCCGACCCCUGCUGGAUGGAGUGGCAGUGCUUUCUUUUCGCUGCAGCGGCUUCGAGCCAUCAACGAGCGUGCUGACGGCGCGGCUGGUCCUUUGGCCCGGCGGCGUGCCACUGGCUCCCUCCGCCAACGCUGUCUUCGGGCGCGCGAGGAGGCUGCCAGAUGCGAGACCUGA